AUGACUGAGCGUCGCUGGGCCUCUGACGCUACCGGAAGUUGUGUCUGUAAACACAGCCUGGCGAAUUCUGUUGUUUUCUGCCCUUACAGCGGCGCAAUCCCCUCUCUAGUUAUCGAUAUUAGGCGGUCAUGGAAGAUAGCAGCGGGUUCCGGCCCUCGGGGGGCAACUUGGAAGAUCCCCCGAACAGCAGGGUAUUCUUGGUGGUCAGCAAAUAUGUGACGGAGGAUUUAAUCAGGGAAAGGUUCUCUGAUUUCGGCGAUAUCCAAGAUAUCUGGGUGGUAAAAGACAAGCAGACAAAGGAGUCUAAAGGGAUCGCGUUUGUCAAAUAUGCCAAGUCCUCUCAGGCGUGUAAGGCAAUGGAAGAGAUGCACGGCCGGUGCCUUAGUGAGAGCACCAAGCCCAUCAAGGUCUUUAUUGCACAGUCAAGAGGUUCUACAAGUCACCGAGAUGUUGAAGACGAAGAGCUAACAAGAAUUUUCGUAAUGAUUCCAAAGUCUUACACAGAAGAAGAUGUAAAGCAAAAAUUUAAGGAGUAUGGACAAAUCGAGUAUUGCUCAAUUAUUAAAAAUAAGAAUACCGGUGAAAGUAAGGGUUUGGCAUAUGUGAGAUUCCUCAAGCCUUCUCAGGCUGCCUUGGCUAUAGAAAACUGUGACAGAAGUUUUAAGGCAAUCUUGGCUGAGCCUAAGAACAAAGGUGGAAGUGGUGGAGGCGCAGCAGAGAAUGACUACCACAACAGUGCAAGGCAAGAAGCAAUGAUGCAGCAUGACCACGCUGCUGCUGCUGCCACUGUCUUUCCUUACGAAUAUGAUUAUGCAUCUUAUGACAAAAGUGCAGAUGCCAGAACGCAGGAGACCAUAUCCAAGAGACUCAUAGUUGUUUCAAGACUUCCACUGAUUCAGGAGCAAGCACACAAUUUAUUUGAUCUGGUUCCUGGUCUGGAAUAUUGUGAGGUCCAGCGAGAUCCAUAUAACAGUUUUGGCCAUGCUAUUGUACAAUACCAGAACAUAUCAUCCGCUAUAUAUGCCAAGUUUAAGCUGCAUGGAUUUGAGUAUCCUCCUGGAAAUCGUCUUGGGGUCUCUUACUUAAAUGAUGGUGGCGAUGGCUCUGAACUUCUUCGAAAAAUGGCUUCACAGAUGGUGGCUGCUCAGGUCAGUUCAAUGGUAUGGGGCUCUUCACAGCAUUAUCCUACAGCACCGCCUUAUGAGCGACCAUAUGCCUCCCCAGUUACGUCUCAGCUCCAGACAGACGCUGCUAUUCCAUCAGUAAAAAAGAAGGCUCCAAGCGAUGCACAGUCGAAGGAAAGGCUAUUCAUUGUGUUUAACCCCCACCCAUUACCCUUGGAUGUAAUGGAAGAUGUUUUCUGUCGUUUUGGGAAUCUUAUUGAAGUGUAUAUUGUACCGGGGAAAAACGUUGGCUACGCCAGAUAUGCGGAUCUCUCCAGUGCCAAUGACGCCAUUGCAGUUUUACAUGGGAAGAUGGUAAAUGGUGUAAAGCUGAAAGUGAUGCAGGCAGAUUCUCCCAGAGAUGAGUCCAACAAGAGACAGAGAACCUAUUAAACAUGUUUAGAUCAGUGUAGGCGUGCAGGUAGAAAAAAAUGGAUUUUGACAUUCAACAAAAACAGACUGAGAAAAAUGAUGGUUUAAACAAAUGAGACAGCUUAUAAUUGUCACCUAUUGGAUAACAGGUAGCAUUGGAAUAUCCUAACUGGAAGCUGGGUAAAUCUUCUGGUUCUGUUUUUAAAUUGAACAACAUUAUUUAUUGGCAUGUAAGGGAUCCUCAUUAUAAUAUAAUCUGACCCUUGAACAUGCAUGACAGGCUGACUGCCCAAUAUAACUAUUUGCCCAGUACUGCAGAAUUUUUAGGAUGGCCAUACAGGGGCCAAAAAAAUCCCCUGGUUUCAGGAGCUUAAUGGUCCACGUAUGAGGCCAUCUGACAGGCCUGGCUGAAAAUUGACCAGGUUUAAAAAUCCCAUCGGGGCAAGGACCUUAUUGACUCAUUAAUGUGGUCCUUGUUUAAACAGCCUGCAUUUACCAACACUGUGAUCUGAUCGUUUGGCUCAAGGGCCACGACAUUGCUCACCUCAAGCCAAACGAGCAGAUGUUUAAAUGUAUGGCCAGCAUUAGAAGCUACUUGCCCCCUGCACCUUCAAUCUCUCUUUUGCUGCCUGGUAAACACAAAGAAGACAUGACAAUGAAGCUUUUAUGACAUAUGAAGACAAUAAACCUUUAAGACCAACACCACUUAAGACGUGACCUAUUGAUUUUAUAUUAGUUUUGUUCUUAUUGAUUGUGGAAGCACAGAUUUAUCAGAUCUGCUAAUUUAUUAUACCCAGCAGCUGAACCAGGGAUCUUAACAAGCACAAAUGUGUUUUACAAGGCAAAUGAUCAGUCUGACAAACUUUUUACAUUGUCUCCCUUUA
Xenopus tropicalis (tropical clawed frog) is the source of this 2419-nucleotide messenger RNA. It is a transcript of the gene rbm45, whose product is annotated as RNA binding motif protein 45. The transcript has 10 exons. Lineage: Eukaryota; Metazoa; Chordata; Amphibia; Anura; Pipidae. The record is from RefSeq and is a predicted model, not a curated record. Bases 129 to 1556 code for a protein of 475 amino acids. Gene Ontology annotation, molecular function: RNA binding; nucleic acid binding.